GUAGUCGUGAACUAAAUAGCUUAUUUUUUAAAAAGGCUUCUGGGAUAUUUUUUCUCCCUGUUCUUGGUUGCCGUAUGCGUUUGUCAGCGUUUGAGUGUACUGCACUAAAUGAAGACUAGACUGUAGCUGCGAUCUAAACCACGCUGCAGGAGAAGCACCACCAUGGAGGACCAUUGUAGCAUCUACUCCUGGUUUGCCCACCCUGUGUAUGGCCAAUACUGGCAACAUUACCAGCAGGCUAUGAACUGGCACCAGAGACACAGGCAGGCCUACAGAAAGGCCUGGGAGGCUGCCUACGGGCCAGGGUACCCCCAACGCUACGCAGACUGGCAUGGGGGAGAGGGUGGAGGGAGGAGAGCAGAGGAGACGGUCGCUGCUAAGGACCAUGUGGAAGAGGAUUUGGAGGGGGGUGCAGAUGACGAGGAGGGGGGCGGGGAAAGUGGCUCGGACAGCGAAAUCGAAUGUGAUGUCAGCAACAUGGAGAUCACAGAGGAGCUGCGCCAGUAUUUUGCCCAGACUGAGCGGCACAAGGAGGAGCUCAAGAAGCAGCAGCAGCUGGAGGCGGAGCAGCAGGAUACUUACGUGUUGGCCGACCAGGACAUGCACAGAAUUUCUUGGCACGGCAGGUCGCUGCCCCCCUCUGAGCGGCCGGGCGAGCGCCGAGGCGCUGAGAUGAAGAAGCUGUACGGGGAAGACGCGGCAAAGGUCCAGGGUAUGGAGGCGGCCAUGCAGCUCACCUUCGACAGAAACUGUGACAAGAAACAGCCCAAAUACUGGCCCGUCAUCCCUCUAAAACUGUAGCUCCACUACGGACAUCCAUCUUCUUCCAAUGGAGCCCACCAACACAGUUCCAGACGAGACACCCCCCUGAAACAUAGAGCUGAGAAACUGGGUCAUGUUCAGUAGGGAGGAAACUGAUCGAAACAGAGAGGUACUCCCUGCAACCUGAUCACAGUGCCUAAACAUUCCCCUCUCACCAUAAAAUCUUAUGUCAACCAACAUUUUGGGAGGGGGGGGAUUUUUUUUCUGUCAUUCUUAGCCAGUUAUUUCUAUUCUUCUGGUUCCACAAUUAAAUGACGACAAAUUUAUAAGAUGCAGGCACAGGAAGAGGACGAGUAUACACAAUUUGCAUAAAUGUUUAAGCUAUUUUCUGUAUAUUUUUGUUUAUUUGGGGGGGAUUUCUUUCCUAUUUCAUUCAACCAUAAAUGAAGAAAGAGAUGGUUCUGAUUUCAUCAUCUCCAGAUACUGCAUAUUAGCCUCCGCCUCAGUGUUUGUCUGCUUCUUUCUCAACAUUCAGAUGGGUUGUAUCUGUCUCAGCGGCUCAGGUAGAACAAUGUGUUGGUUUCUUCUCACAUGUCUGUUUUAUAUCAAAAUCGUUUGUAUUUUUUUUUAUAGAUAAGAUUGUUGAUAUAGUUUCUAAUAAAGAAUGUUUGUGAUGAAUUGAAACUCUAAAUACGUUAUCAGAUUUGAAAUGUCAAAUUCUGUUUCAGUGAGGCUAAUGGUCAUUUAUGUCCCUGUAAAUAGAAUUUUGGUACUUUGA
Oncorhynchus masou masou (cherry salmon) is the source of this 1540-nucleotide messenger RNA. Its product is annotated as gem-associated protein 8-like. Gene Ontology annotation, cellular component: SMN complex. The transcript is spliced from 4 exons. Lineage: Eukaryota; Metazoa; Chordata; Actinopteri; Salmoniformes; Salmonidae. Bases 163 to 801 code for a protein of 212 amino acids. Gene Ontology annotation, biological process: spliceosomal snRNP assembly. The record is from RefSeq and is a predicted model, not a curated record.